Nicrophorus vespilloides is the source of this 8548-nucleotide messenger RNA. RefSeq names its product low-density lipoprotein receptor-related protein 4 (gene Lrp4). Bases 546 to 6782 code for a protein of 2078 amino acids. The record is from RefSeq and is a predicted model, not a curated record. The transcript is spliced from 15 exons. Lineage: Eukaryota; Metazoa; Arthropoda; Insecta; Coleoptera; Silphidae. Gene Ontology annotation, molecular function: protein binding; calcium ion binding.
GGAAGAAAGUCGGACGAGAAAAUUCGCAUUGUUGCCGGAGGUUGCGUGGAAACGGUUGCGCAUCCCCACCAACGUGAAGAGUCGCAAGAUCGCGCGGUCCCCCCUACAUCACCGUCUUCCCACCGCCUCCGACGCUAUUUUCCGUCGCGCCGCCGCCGCGAAUCGAUAAAUACAAAUCGCAAAUUUUCAGCUGCCAGAGAGAAUCCAGCACGUAACGCGCCGCGUGAAAUAGGUCAUCAUACAUCACAUCUCUGCAUAAUAACACGUAUAUCUUCAAAUUCGUGGAAACCGUUUCUCUUCGUUGUAUUUGGUAGUGUAUGUGCAUAGAUUGGAUAUAGUGUUACUUAGUUUGGGUGGAUGCUGGAUGCGGUGAUGUGUUGAACUGGUUGUAAAGAAGGGUAAUCCAGAGUGUUUCAAUUCUUGAUACAACAAUUCACCAUGUCCAGCUAUAAAAGAAGAUAUAAAGCUGGAGGAGUGUAGACUACUCCUUCGCAAGUGGAGGCACAACUUUUCACGUUACUAGUAAGAGGAAAGCUCGAGCGGACAUGACGCGGAGAAACAGGGUUGAAGCUGCGAAGAGGAGUCGCGGUCGCGGACAUUUCCAGAUCUGUCUAGUGGUAUGCUUGUUGACGUUGUGCUUCGCAAAUCAUCAGAGUCAAGAUACGAGCACGUCGGCUCCACCACCCGUCGGAGGUGGUGCUGCGCCUCAUCGUGGCGCCGCUCGCCAGAUGUACGGCUCCGGAUCACUCCGACCCCCAGGUACAAACCCCAUGGUCUUUGGACCGGCACAUCGACCGCCCCUCACUUCGGGCUCCUCCCCAUCGCAGGGCAACAUUCGUCGCUACCCGAUGGCCUAUCCCAUCGUGCCACUGCCCAUUCCCAUCAGGGACUUUGAAUCGUUCCCCGACGGCUUCCCGAUCCUCAUCCGGGAGUAUUUCAAUGACAGAUCAACAUCCAGGAGUGGCGCUCGCGGUAUCUCCACGUCUUCCGCUUCGUCGUCGAUUAAUCGUGGAAUGUACGGCGGAAGACCGGAAUAUAACAAUGGCAGACCGACAAGGCUGUACGAUUUCCGACCGGAUGUGUACGGCGAAGGUUUUAUACCGGGUCGCGGCUUCGAUGUAAGACCUGGUGGAAUGUUGACAAAGAUGCCGAGCAACAGACCCACGGGGCACGGGAUUCAGAGAAUGCGUGAACCUGACGAAGACGACGCUGGAGUCAGCAGCAGCAACAACAACGGUAAUCAAAAGGAGAUCGUCGACUUUGAGCACGAAUGCGGCGAAGACUGCGAACAAGGCGAAUACCUCUGCGUUUCCAGUUGCACCUGCAUAAAGAACACAUUACGUUGCGACGGGGACGUUGAUUGCGACGAUGAAGAGGACGAACUGGAAUGCGGAGAGAUUGAAGCGGCCAGAGAUGAGAAGUGCACCACCGAGCCGAAUAAGUACGUGACGUGUCCCAGAUCUGGGAAGUGUAUACUGAAGAAUUGGUUGUGCGACGGCGACGACGAUUGCGGUGACUUUUCCGACGAAACGCAAUGCGGAUUCAAAGUGAACUGUACCAGCGAUCAGUUCGAGUGCGCCAAUGGCCUGUGCAUACCGAGGAACUGGGAGUGCGAUAACGAUAACGACUGCAAGGACUUCUCCGACGAACACAACUGCACCAAAAUGGAGUGUACCACCGAUGAAUACAGCUGCGGCGACGGGACGUGUAUUUCGCUGAGCUUCAAAUGCGACAAGGAUAUCGACUGCAACGACGAAUCGGACGAAACGGAUUGCGAUGUGGAGCCACCUCCGUGCAAUGAAGGCGAAUUCCGAUGCACCUACAACAAGUGCAUCAAAGUGGAGUUCCGUUGCGACGGUGACAACGAUUGCGAUGAUUGGAGCGACGAGGAAAACUGUCCGAAGUUACCCGGAACUUGUGUCUCCGGCGAAUUCAAAUGCAACAACGGUCAAUGCAUCCCGGAGAGUUGGCGAUGCGACAAGCAGGAUGAUUGUGAAGGAAACGAGGAUGAGAUCAAUUGCACGGACAGUAACAGCCGAAACUGCUCUUCGGAUGAGUUCAUGUGCUCAAACGGAGCUUGUAUCCUAAAAACUUGGGUGUGUGAUGGAGUGUCGGAUUGCAAUCAGGACGAGGACGAGUCGAAUUGCCAGAUCGUCUGCGACGAGACCAAAUUCGGAUGUACGGGAAUCUCGCCGAACGACACCGAGGUAGAUUUCUGCAUACACAAGAAGCACGUGUGUGACGGUCAGAGAGACUGUCCAAAGGGCGAGGACGAAAACGAUUGUCCGACGAGGCACGAUUGCGAUAUAAACAAAUUGAAAUGUACGCAAAUGUGUAUUACGUUCCCAAAUGGCACCGAGGGCUGCAGCUGUCAUCCGGGUUACAACUUGGUAGUCCAUGAUGGAUAUACAUGCGAGGAUAUUAACGAAUGCUUGUACGAGACGGAUCCGGUAUGCUCGCAGACGUGCAACAACACCGUGGGCAGCUUCAAGUGCGGAUGCAUGACUGGUUACGUCCUUAGACCGGACAUGAGAUCUUGCAAGGCCCUGGGUGCUCCACCGACUUUACUCUUCGCAAAUCGCGGCGACAUACGACAAGUAUCACUGCAGGCUUCGUUCAGCAACUCGAAGUACACGGCGAUAUUGAAGAGGCUGAGCAACGCUAUCGCUUUAGACUACCAUUACACGAAGGGUUUGAUCUUUUGGUCCGAUACGAUGAUGAAUGUGAUCAGAAAGGCGAACAUGAACGGUUCGGGAAUCGUGGAUGUUGUCAAGUGGGGCUUAGAAUCGCCGGGCGGCAUAGCUUUGGAUUGGAUACACAACCUGCUCUUUUGGACGGAUUCGGGGACGAGACGCGUCGAAGUGGCCAGUCUGGAUGGAAAGCAGAGGGCAAUAAUCGUGACGGACGAUUUGGAUAAGCCUAGGGCUAUAGCCGUGCACCCAGGCAAGGCGACCGUCUUCUGGACCGACUGGGGUCCCAAUCCGAAAAUCGAGCGUGUAGAGAUGGACGGCACGAACAGGAGGAGUGUCAUCACCGAGUCGGUUUUCUGGCCAAACGGUUUGACCAUCGACUACACAACGGAUCGCAUCUACUGGGCGGACGCAAAGCACAACGUAAUCGAGACGGCCUUGUUCGACGGCGGCGAUCGUAAGAAGGUCAUCAGCAAAGGACUGCCGCAUCCAUUCGCACUAACAAUCUUCGAGGAUGCAAUCUAUUGGACGGACUGGCACACCAAGGCCAUUUCCACAGCGAACAAAGCGACCGGUGCUGGCUUCCGAACGAUCCACUCGAAUCUGCAUUUCCCCAUGGACAUCCACAGCUACCAUCCGCAGCGACAGCCGGAUUAUCGGAAUCAUUGCGGUUCGAACAACGGAGGCUGCGAGCAUCUAUGCUUACCCAACAGGGUUGAGUAUUCGUGCGUGUGUCGUAUGGGGCAGAAGCUGAACGCAGAUAGAAAGACGUGCCAGCAGCCCGAAAACUUCCUGGUGCUAGCGCGCAAGAAGGAUCUGCGCAUUAAACAUCUGGACACGGAUGCGAACAAUCAUCAUGAAAUUGUGGUACCGGUGGACGGGGUCAAGUCGGCGGUGGCCAUCGCCUGGGAUUCGCGGAAGGAUACUAUAUUCUGGACGGACGUCGAUCGCAACACGAUCAGCAAAGCGCACUGGAACGGCAGCGACCAGCAGAUCAUCAUCAAAGAUAACAUCCUAUCGCCAGCCGGCUUGGCUUACGACUGGUUCACCGACAAACUGUACUGGACGUCAGCAUCAAAGAUAGAGGUGGCAAAAAGCGAUGGCAGCAUGCGCACUAUUCUGAUCUGGAAGAAUUUGGGUAAACCGAGAGACAUCGUCGUGGAUCCGGUGGCGGGAAACAUGUACUGGUCGGAUUGGGGAGAGAAUCCAAAAAUUGAAAGGGCCGCGAUGGAUGGAAGCAACAGGAUAUUGAUUACUAACAAUCUGACCUGGCCCAACGGUCUGGCCAUCGAUCACGAGACCGGUAGACUGUACUGGUCGGACGGAGGAAAGAAUUCCAUCGAGUACGCUGACUUGGACGGUCGCCACCAUAAAGUUCUGCUGAGUGGGAUAAGUUUGCCGCAUCCGUUCGGACUGGACCUCUUUGGAGAGGACGUAUAUUGGACGGACUGGGAGACGCUGAAAAUAGAGAAGGUGAACAAGAUCUUGGGCACUAAUAGGAGCGUCGUCAGCUCUGACGUCAGUAAUUUGAUGGACGUUAGGGUUUUCCACCGAAACCGGAAGUACGUGUUCACACCUUGCCAUAAGGAUAACGGAGGAUGCUCGCAUCUAUGCCUGCUCAAACCAGAAGGCCACUCUUGCUCCUGCCCAAUCGGAAUAAAACUUCAGAGAGAUGGAAAAACCUGCGCGGAAUUUCCAUCCAAUUACCUGGUGUUGGCGCAUCGCGUCGACAUCAGGCAAAUCUCGCUGGAUGUGCCCUACGUGGUAGACGUUGUUCUCCCAAUGCCAUCUCUGAAGAACGUCAUGGCCGUAGACGUGGAUCGCAGAACGAAUCAGAUUUACUGGACCGACACAUCAUCCGAUCUUAUUCAGAAAAACUCGCUUGAUGGUAAACAGAUUCAGACGAUCAUUUCGCACGAAUUACAGAUGGCCGAUGGUAUCGCCGUAGAUUCUAGCGGAAGAAAGUUGUAUUGGACGGACGGAGAGAGGAAUAGCAUUGAGGUAGCUGAAUUGGAUGGACACAAUAGGAAAUUACUGGUGUGGAUCGAUUUGGACAGUCCCAGGGCGAUUACUCUCUAUUACGAAAAAGGUUUGAUGUUCUGGUCGGAUUGGGGAACUAAAGCAAAGAUAGAAUCGGCGGAAAUGGAUGGAUCGAAUAGAAAGACGUUGAUCAGCACCAAAUUGGUUUGGCCAAAUGGUCUCGGCGUUGAUCACCAGGAGAAUCGUUUGUAUUGGACCGAUGGAAAGCAGAAGACCAUUGAAUCGUGCGAUCUCCAAGGGAACGAUCGUAGAUUGAUCAUCGAUGACGCACCGCACCCAUACGGAUUGGUCAUCGCGGGUGAUCACAUGUACUGGACCGAUUGGCAAACUCAAUCUCUGCACAGGGCAGACAAGGGAUCGGGAACGAACAGGACGAUCAUCAGCGAAAGGUUGAAGGGAUUAAUGACCGUUGUCCACGUUAAAGAAGAUGACGCUGCAUCUUUACCUAUCGACAUAUGCGGUGCCGACAACGGCGGCUGCUCUCAUCUUUGCUUGAGGAAUGCUCUGGGUUUCUCCUGCGCCUGUCCCACCGGUAUCCAAUUCAUGAACAACAGCCGCAAGAUCUGCAACCAUCAACCGUCAUCGUAUCUAUUGUUUGCAACACGCAAAUAUUUGGCCAGGAUCAGCCUGGAUUCACAGGACCUGCUGGAGGUCACCUUGCCCAUCAACAAUACCGACCACAUCAUCGAUGUCGACUUCCACUGGGCAAAGCAGACGAUCUUCUUUAGCGAUGUGAAUAUGGAGAAGAUAAUGAGCGUUGACAUGCGUAAUUUGUCGGAUGUGCGCGAUCUCAUAGUGAAGAACAUCACCACGCCGAAUGGGAUCUCCGUUGACUGGAUCAGCAAUAACCUCUACUGGACGGACACCAGGCUCAGGGUGAUCGAGGUGUGCAGGCUGGACGGCGACAUGCGGAAGAUUAUAGUAAAAGAGAAUCUGAUGGAACCCAGGUCCAUUGCGGUGUAUCCCCGUAAGGGAUACCUGUAUUGGUCCGACUGGGGUACCAGUCCGAAAAUUGAGAUGGCCUAUACGGACGGCUCGACGCGCUCUGUCAUCGUGGAUCGCGAUCUGGGCUUCCCCAACGGAUUGGUCAUCGACUUCAAGGGUCGCAGGUUGUACUGGACGGACGCGAAAUGGGAUCGCAUCGAAACUUCGGAUCUGCACGGCAAGAGUCGCAUUCAGUUGAUUCAAAGCGGAAGCUCCCCAACCACGCAUCCUUUCGGAUUGACGCAGUUUGAUGAAUACAUCUACUGGACCGACUGGUAUCAGAAAACAAUCCUACGAGCAGAUAAGGCCACGGGGAACAACGCCGCUAUGGUGCGAUCUAAUCUAAUCGGAGUGAUGGGUAUUACGACCGUCUCGGAGAGCAAACAGAAAGGCUGGAACCCUUGCGCCGUCAACAACGGAGGCUGCUCUCACCUAUGCUUUUUCAAGCUGAACCACUACACCUGCGGCUGUCCGGAUUCGCCUAACCAUCCGAUCCCUUGCAAAACUGCCCCAGAGGAAUGGGUAACAAUGAAUCAUCCCGAUGCCGUCUACGACUACGAGGACUACGACUACGACUCGAUUAAUGAGCAUAUCUAUCCAAAGCUGCACGAUUCGGAGCAACCGAACACGAUACCCGCGAGUCACUACUACGUGAUGUUCAUCGUGUCGCUGACCGGCGUCGUAUUCCUUAUCUUCCUGGUAAUCGGUAUUCUCUUCAUUUUCCGUACUAAUCGCAAGAAAUACCUAUACGCGACCGGUCGCAGCGUCAUGACCUUCUCCAAUCCCAAUUACUACACUUCCAACCGAGAGCAGGGGCCCGCUGGUCCGGUCGUCCCUUUAGCCGUUCCCGACAAAAAGCCUUUUCUGUGGAAGAGGCUCAAGUACGACAAGUCUCAGGAUAGGGUGUACGAGGAGAAGACCGAAAAUAGCAGUCCGGAAGUGGCAAGCUUGAUUCCGACCGUGCUGACGCCGUGCAGCUCUAAUUGCGAUGUGAUCACGCCGGAAAUGGAGCGAUCGCCGUCGGCGACACCGCUCCAUCGCCAGGAUACGAUCACUACGGUCGCCUAGACGACUUGAAACCAAAAAUGUCAUCUAGUAUUUUUUAAAUAGUAACGAAUAGGAGAAACAGGCGACCGUGGAAUAUGGAGAAAGAAAGAGAAUGUGUGUGUGAGAGCAAGGAAGGCAACACCCAGACUACAUGACAAUAAUAGGUAUUGAUCAAACGAAUUGUCGCAUCUUCGUACGAAGGAAAUAUAACGUAGCAGAGGACACAAACCAGAAAAGUAUUAAAUUUAUUUCAACGUGCCAAAUAACACUUAAUCAGAUUCGGAACUGAGAAUUGCCGUCGCAACGAAUUUCAUUGAAACAACCACAAACUAUGAAGGAAUGGCGUACACCAAAGAAGAAUAGGAAUGUUUUUCGUUGCCACGAAUGAUUAAUUUUUUAUCUCGAAAUAGCACGGUCCUAGAUACUAAUUAGAAUAUAAAAUAUAUAUAUAUAAAUAUUAUAUUUUAAUGAAAGCGUUGAAGGGGUUGGGUAGGUUGAAGGCUAUGGAAGUUUUGAAAGAUGGAUGAGAGAGCGAGAGAGUGGGAAAUAUUCGAGUUCCGUUCCGUUUCUUCCUUGUAUUUUAACGAGAAUUUAUUUUUUAUAUGUGUAAAUUGUUGAAUGAUCAAAGAAUAAGAUUAUAUGUACUAUAUAUAUACGACAGAAAGAGAAACACAAUAUUGUAUAAAACAAAUGAUAUUUUAUGGAAGAGAGGAAGAGGGGAAAUAGACACUACAUAUCUUGUUGCAUACACAGAAUAUGAUAUGAGACGCAAUGCAUUUAUUGAUUAUAUUUUAGAAGUAUUUUCAUAUCACUUUGUUUCUUAGCCAAACGACAUAUAUAUAUGAGAAGGACAAAUAAGAAGAAACCAAUUGUGGAAGAGGAUUAAAAUGACGAAAGAGAGAAAGAAAGAAUAAUACUUUGUAUGGUAUAUAGAGAAGAGAGAAAAAGGUAAUUUAAACGAUUAGAAUAUUUUUGUAAAAUAAAAAUGAUAAUUAAUAAUAAUUAAAUAAAAUCGAGAUGCCAAAUGAGUAAAAUGGGAUUAAGUAAAAAUCGGUUAAAAUUAUAAAACGAAGUGGGCGCGCGUGGGCAGAAUAUGUGGAAAUAAUGAAGAAAGAAAAUUAUUGAAGACUGAUUGUUAAGGUUUCUUCGAGACAACAAGCAAAAUGAAAUAAACAAAUUUAACAAAUCAAAAAAAAACAUGGACAGGAAACAAAAUAAAUAAAGAAGAUGGGAAUUAUGAGAGAUUUAGAUACGGUGCAUGUAUAAGACAAAAAACUGCUUUCGAUUUGGGGAUCGCGGCGUUAUUUUCGUUUCCGUAUGAAUGUUGUAUUACUAUUUACUAACUACUACAUUUUACUAUUAAAAAUACUAAACUAGAUGGAAGUCAACGUCGUUCAUUAUAAUGUAAGAAAAUGGAAAAUGGGGCGGCGGUUGUUCCUUUCUGUACGACAUCGGACGAUGAAUGUCGGGCUCAAGAUUCUAUCCGCAUGUCUCGGGAUAACUCUAGGAACACGCCACCGUCCCAUGUCCAUCAUAAAACUUAAUAACGAAUCCAUGUAUUUUGUGUGUACAUUAGCGCGCUAAUCUUACAUUUCCUCGAACGUCAUCGUAUUUUUCCCUAAAUAUAUUUUGUCACCCUCUUACAAUAUUAGAAACUAAAGCUCAAUUAUGGCCGCAAUAAGUUUGCAUUUAUUAUUUCGAUUAUCUUAUGGAUGGAGCAAACGGGGAUUUCUAAAAAAAUCGAGUGCUCAAUCAGUGUACAAUUAAACAUUAUAAAAGCCAAAAAA